Naegleria gruberi is the source of this 999-nucleotide messenger RNA. RefSeq lists its product as uncharacterized. The record is from RefSeq and is a predicted model, not a curated record. The coding region runs from base 1 to 999 and encodes 332 amino acids. The transcript has a single exon. NCBI's taxonomy places the organism in Eukaryota, Heterolobosea, Eutetramitea, Acrasida, Naegleriidae.
AUGAGAAAGUUUUAUUUCAAAUUCCAAGAUUUGAAGAUUUGGCAGUGGAAAAGAACGGAUGAUCAUUGGAAGAACUGUAUUGGGUAUAGUUUGAAAAAUACUGGUAUUUGUAUUGCUCACGGAUUGAAUAGAAUCAUGUAUACAAUGUUAGCAUUAACUAUAGGUUCGAACGAAGAUGAUAUGAGAUAUUUUGCAGCAUUAUUCAGCACUGGAUCUAUUGACGACAGAUUCCUCAAUAAGCAAUUGAUGAAACCAUAUAUCAGAUCAGAUUUGUUACUGUAUUAUGAUAACAUUGUUUGGACAAAUAAUGGUAUUAAGGUUAAAGAAACCAACCCACAAAAUCAAGCACGGAAUAAUGGAGUUGGAUCAACAACAGUUGAAUUUAAUCAACUACUAUUCAAAAUGACAGACAAAAUCGUUGUCACAUUUGAUGUAUGGUUCCCAAUUAUGCAGAAAUAUUUUGAGGAGAGGAAUAGAAUAAGUUCAUUAUCCAGAAUAUCUCAAUGUAUUGCUCAAAUGCAACAAGAACAACAAAUUGCUGAAAGGCCGAAAUUGGAUGAUAAUAUAAAGCGAUUAUGGAGGAAUUUUCAAGAUGUAUGGAAGUUGUGCUAUGAUGAUAGAGACGUUUGGAACGCUUAUAAGGCUAAUGAUUAUAUUCUUCCAAAAUUAAUUCUAGAGAUUUUCCACAAAUCAAUGUACAAGAAUGUAGGCGAGUCUGCUAAUGGUAUUGCCGAUUAUGUUCAUAUCAUUUGUUUCCAUCUAAUUGAAUUAUUUGAGAAAUUCGGGCUUGCCCCAUGGGAAUAUCAUAAUAUUGAUUCAGAAGCUUUACAUUCGCAUCAGAAGACUACUGAAAAUGCAACAACUUUAAAUGGUGGAUGCUUUCAUGAUGAAACAGAGGAUUUGCUUGUUAUGGAUUUGAAGAAAUUCUUCUGUAGAUUGGGUGAUGACUCUUUCUUGUGUGAUAUCUAUGAUAAUAAUAAAGCUGUUUCUUAUAGAUAA